Thamnophis sirtalis is the source of this 2697-nucleotide messenger RNA. The record is from RefSeq and is a predicted model, not a curated record. Lineage: Eukaryota; Metazoa; Chordata; Lepidosauria; Squamata; Natricidae.
CACUGGUUUACUGAGCUACCUCCGGUCUUGACCUUUGAGCUCUCAAGAUUUGAAUUCAAUCAAGCUUUGGGAAGGCCAGAAAAGAUACACAACAAAUUAGAAUUCCCUCCGGUUUUAUACCUGGACAGGUAUAUGCACAAAAACAGAGAAACUACACGAAUAAAAAGAGAUGAAAUCAAGAGACUGAAAGAAUACCUCACAGUAUUGCAGCAGCGAUUAGAAAGAUAUUUAAGCUACGGUUCCGGUCCUAAACGAUUCCCAUUGGUAGAUGUCCUACAGUAUGCGUUGGAGUUUGCAUCAAGUAAACCAGUAUGCACAUCUCCUAUUGAGGAUCUUAGUACUAGUGCUGUUCCUAGUGGUCCUUUGUCAACACAUGCAAUACCAAGCACAGUAGAACAACAGGGGCCUUCUACAGAAACACAGAGUGCAGCACCUACCCAGCGAUCAGUUAUACACAAGCCAUUUACACAGUCACGGAUUCCUCCAGACCUACCCAUGCAUCCAGCACCACGGCACAUAACUGAAGAGGAGCUAUCAGUACUAGAGGGCUGUUUACACCGUUGGAGAAAAGAGGUGGAAAAUGAUACUAGAGAUUUGCAAGAAAGCAUAGCUAGAAUACAGAGAACAAUUGAGUUAAUGUACUCUGACAAAUCAAUGUUGCAAGUUCCUUAUCGGUUACAUGCGGUGUUAGUUCAUGAAGGCCAGGCUAAUGCAGGACAUUAUUGGGCAUAUAUUUUUGACAGUUAUCAACAGAGGUGGAUGAAGUACAAUGAUAUUUCUGUGACAAAAUCUACUUGGGAAGAGCUUGAGCGUGACUCAUUUGGUGGUUAUAGGAAUGCAAGUGCUUAUUGUUUAAUGUAUAUCAAUGAUAAAGAACCACUUUUUAUACAAGAAGAAUUUAACAAGGACACUGGGCAUAUGAUUUUUGGAUUGGAUACAUUACCUCCUGAUUUAAGAGAUUUUGUUAAAGAAGACAAUAAACGUUUUGAAAAAGAGUUAGAAGAAUGGGAUGCACAGCUUUCUUUGAAAGCUCAACAAGAAAAAAUAUCCCCUGUUCCCAGGGUGCCUAUGUCAUCUACUACCCAAGAACCAGAGUAUUUGGAACAACCCUCAACAGCUGAUUUCUCAAAACAGUUGAAAGAAGACUCUAUACGAGCAAUCACAAAAGCAUUUACUGAACAAGAAGAUAAGAAUCCUGAAACUAUUAUGCACAUGAAUUCUCAUAAUGACCCAAUUGGAACAGCUCCAAAUCAAAAAGUUGUAGAAGUGACGAUUCCUGAUAUAGGGACUUACGUGGUUGAGUCAGAGGAAGGGGGGUAUGAUGAUGAGGUUAUGCUGACCCCGAACAUGCAAGGUAUUAUAAUGGCUAUAGGUAAAGCCACGCAUAUAUAUGACAGGUGUGGGCCAGAAGCAGGGUUCUUUCAGGCAAUAAAAUUUGAAUAUGCAAGAUUACUCAAACUGGCCCAAGAAGACACACCACCUGAGCGUGAUUAUCGUUUGCAUCAUGCAAUUGUAUACUUCAUCCAGAAUCAGGCCCCAAAGAAAAUAAUUGAGCGAACAUUGUUGGAGCAGUUUGCAGAUCACAAUUUAAGCUUUGAUGAAAGGUGCCGUAAUGUGAUGAAAGUGGCUCAAGCCAAACUUCAAAUGAUAAAACCAGAUGAAGUCAACAUGGAAGAUUAUGAGUGGUGGCACCAAGAAUACAUAAAUUUCAGAGAGACAACAAUAUAUCUCAUGGUGGGAUUGGAACAUUUUCAAAAGAGGAAUUUUAAAGAAGCUUUGUUAUAUCUAAUAUGUGCAUAUCACAAGAAUAAAGAACUAUCAGCAAAUGGUUUGUAUAGGGGGCAUGAUGAAGAACUGAUAUCCCAUUACAGAAGAGAAUGUUUGCUGAAACUAAAUGAGUGUGCUGCUGCACAGUUUGAAUCUGGAGAUGAUCAACAGGUAAAUAAGGGCCUGGAAAUUAUGAAUGAGCUUAUCGUCCCUUGUCUACCAUUAUUGCUGGUGGAUGAAACGGAGGAAAAGGAUAUUGUUGCUGUGGAAGAUAUGAGAAACAGGUGGUGUUCAUACCUUGGACAAGAAAUGGAGCCUAAUUUACAAGAAAAAUUGACGGAUUUUCUGCCAAAAUUGCUAGAUUGUUCUACAGAAAUUAAAAGCUUCAAUGACUCACCGAAAUUACCUUCUUAUUCUACCAAUGAACUGUGUGAGCGUUUUGCCCGAAUCAUGUUGUCCCUCAGCCGAACUCCAGCUGAUGGAAGAUAAAUACGGAAGACCUUCCUUAUGCACACUGUAUAAACUGUUUUUUAUUCUUAAUCCUUGCCUUCCUGUCACAGGAUUUGCUUGUUGCUGCUAUAGUUUUUAACUCUUUCAUUUUAAUAAGUGUAAGAAAAGAAAGCGGAUUGUACAGAAAUUAGCCAGACUGCAGACAAUAUUACUGAGAAUCGCAUGGUACUCAGUUCCUAGUCAGCCAGAAUUUGUGCAACAUUACAAGUCUGAUUUAUUUUGGCAAACCUGCUUUUUUGCCACUUACCUGUUACAGUAUUAUUUCACUUUUAACUUAAGAUCUUUUACUUCAUGAACAGUUUUCUGUUCGGUCUGGACUAUUCUGUGACUCCAUCAAUUUUAAAGUGACCAGUGUACAAUACAUGAUACCUGGUAGCUUGUAAAUUACAUCAAAGAAUAAAAAAGUUUUAUUUAUGGCUG